AUGAAGGACGACUCAGACAGCGAGGACGACACCGAGGAACUUAAGCGCCAGCUCAAUAAGACCAACAGCGACUUCAAGGCAAUGCGCGAAAUGUUCAACCAGAACGCCGCAGCCCUUAGCGAACUCCAGGAACAAGCCUGCAAGAACCAAGAUCUAGAGAAAGAAGUCGCCACCCUCCGAGCUGCCGCCAACACAGAGAUCACCUAUAGGUUCACCCCCAGUGUGGACGACUCCAGCUCUGAAGAGGAACCUGACGACCAGGAAGGAAGAAUCAAGCAACUUCUGAGAUACUAA
Colletotrichum aenigma is the source of this 294-nucleotide messenger RNA. RefSeq lists its product as uncharacterized. The coding region runs from base 1 to 294 and encodes 97 amino acids. The transcript is spliced from 2 exons. The record is from RefSeq and is a predicted model, not a curated record. Lineage: Eukaryota; Fungi; Ascomycota; Sordariomycetes; Glomerellales; Glomerellaceae.